Moesziomyces aphidis is the source of this 2208-nucleotide messenger RNA. Lineage: Eukaryota; Fungi; Basidiomycota; Ustilaginomycetes; Ustilaginales; Ustilaginaceae. The record is from the annotation of a GenBank genome assembly.
AUGGAGCGAGGUAUGCCGGACCAUGAUGCCCGACGGCGGCCCUCGCCCAGCUGUGACGCCACGCCCCUUGUCCCGAACCUGCUGCUCAUGGCUGCUUGCACGGACUGUUCGAGAGUUGGCCUUGCCAGCCACCUCGCUUGCGCCAACCCUUUAAAGACUAGCCCUGGCCAGCCCUUGAGGAAUGCAUCCCGUCCCCUUACCCACACUCGACGAUCCGACCUGCCCCUCGCCCUCUCCCCUUUGAGUGCACUGCUUGUCCGUCGACCUUGCCAUUCCCCUUCUGUUCUCACCACCACCAACCUCGUCUCGACACAUCCUCCCUACUUUCAUAUCGACUUGACGUGGUCGCUGCCUACCAUCAUGCAGUUCAAGUCCUCCAUCCUUCUCAUGGGCCUGGCCGCUGCAGGCCUCGCCUCGGCUGCCCCCGCCGUUGCCGACGCUGCCGCGCCUGCAGUCGAGCGAUCCGAGCCCGUUGCUACCACCAACAACGUUCAGCGCGACACCACCGACGCCGCUCCUUCGGCUGACUACGGCAUCGGCCCUCCCAUGGACCAGUGGAGCUACAAGCGUGAUGGCCAGCCCGCCGGUGACUUUGGUGUUGGCCGUGCCGACAGGUGGAGCUAUAAGAAGCGCCAGGGCGAGCCCGCUGGCGACUUUGGUGUUGGCCGCGCUGACAGGUGGAGCUACAAGCGCGAUGGCGAGCCCGCCGCUGACUACGGCAUCGGUCCCCCCGACCACGCACCUACGAUGAGGGCUUCUCGACCUGCAUCUGGCCAUGUGGACGUAGCAUUGCGCUGGUGCAUUGUCGAGUCUCCCGCUCCUGCGCGGCUCUACUCAGCCUUGACCGAACGGGACCGGUGCCCCAAAGCAAGGCUGUGCACCGCCAGGCGCAUCUUCUCCGCUUGCGCGCUUGCCUGUCGUCCUGUCUCUCUGGACCGUACGUCUACGUUGGAUGCUCCUUGGGGUCGAAGCUCGAACGAUCAGGUGAGACAUGGCCAUUCGGGCCGGGACGAAGGGACGGUCGAUCGCUUUGCCAAGUUUCGUGAUACGGCAGCUAGGCCGUUGAAGAGGCGCAAGAGCUGCGCGACUACCGGACCAGCAUGGUGCACAGCGUCCCCGGGGAGUCGAGGCCGAAAGAUCGCUCGCGUCGAACACGCGAUCGUUGCGCCACUCGUAUUUCCGGAAGCUUUCCUCACCGAGGAGCAGGUCGAGCAAGUCACGAGAUUCUUCGAAUCAGCAGGACUUGGAGAUACACUUGCGCAGCUUCAAGGCCGAGAAUCGUCGGAUUUGUCAGGCAGAUCUCGGGCAGGACAGUGGGAUGAAUCAAGCUCAUCGCAGACUACUGUACGUGGAGGGCAUACGAACAACUGGGCGGUGCUGGUGUGCACGUCCAAGUUCUGGUUCAACUACCGUCACAUUGCCAACACUCUCGGCAUGUACCGAACGGUCAAGCGGCUGGGCAUUCCGGACAGCAACAUCAUCCUCAUGCUUGCGGACGACGCCGCAUGCAAUCCGCGCAACAAGUUCCCCGGAAAUGUUUGGGCGUCGACUGCCAAUCGCCUCGACCUUUACGGGCACAAUAUCGAGGUCGACUAUCGGGGCUACGAGGUGUCGGUGGAAAACCUCAUCCGGCUUCUCACGGGGCGACUGCCGCCCACGACGCCCAAGUCGAAGCGUCUCGAGAGCGAUGCUCGUUCCAACGUGUUCCUGUACAUGACGGGGCAUGGGGGGGACGAGUUCCUCAAGUUCCAGGACUACGAGGAGAUCUCGGCGGUGGAUAUAGCGGAUGCGAUCGAGCAGAUGUGGCAGAAGAAACGAUACCACCAGCUCUUCUUUAUGGUGGAUACGUGCCAGGCCAACACGCUGUAUACGCGUAUCUACUCGCCCAACGUGCUGGCGACAGGAUCAUCCGCCAAGGGCCAGAACUCGUACUCGCAUGGCGCUGACGACGAUCUGGGCGUGGCCAUGAUUGAUCGGUUCACCAACUUUGUGCUGGAAUGGAUGGAGGACAAGAACAAGACGUCGGAUGCUACGAUGCAAGAUCUGUUUGCAGCGUACGAUCCGAGUCGGAUCGAGUCGGAUCCAGGCGUGCGCACCGACCUGUUUCCGUGGCCAUUGACGGAUGUCAAGAUCACCGACUUUUUCGGCGGCGUCGCCCAGGUCGAUCUCACGCAUCAGAGCACCGACACGCCGUUUCUCAUGUCCUAG